AUGUGUCUACGGAUUGCAAAUAAAACAUUAGUACAAUUGGGUAUGACCGCACCAAAUCGUGACAUGCAUAAUCUGUUUGAUCGUGAAUUGCAACGUGAGCAGGAAUUCAAUUCUAAUGAUUUGCGUUUAUUUGUACAAUCGAAUGUAACCAAAAUGAAUAUUCAGCAAAAACAUGUAUAUGACACAAUCAUGCAAGCUAUUUCCAAUAAUGCAGGUGGGUUAUAUUUCUUGGAUGCACCUGGUGGCACAGGCAAAACGUUCGUUAUAUCACUGAUUUUAGCCACUAUUCGAUCGGAACAGAAAGUUGCAUUGGCACUUGCAUCUUCGGGAAUUGCUGCUACAUUAUUAGAAGGUGGUCGGGGAUUUUCUGUCAGUUGA
Anastrepha ludens (Mexican fruit fly) is the source of this 378-nucleotide messenger RNA. RefSeq lists its product as uncharacterized. Gene Ontology annotation, biological process: telomere maintenance; DNA repair. Gene Ontology annotation, molecular function: DNA helicase activity. The record is from RefSeq and is a predicted model, not a curated record. Bases 1 to 378 code for a protein of 125 amino acids. The transcript has a single exon. NCBI's taxonomy places the organism in Eukaryota, Metazoa, Arthropoda, Insecta, Diptera, Tephritidae.